AUGCCUUUCACUCAUAAGCCUCAGGCAGCUUCCAAAAAGCAGCCACCCAUGGAUGGUUCAACAAACGCCUUUGGGGGUGAUGUUGUUUCCACCAGCGAUGUUGGUUCAUCAAACCCGAUAUCCGCCGGCUUCUUCCGGAUCGAAAAGGGAGAGCCAUGUGUUUUCACGUAUGAGUUUGACGAGGCGAAAUACUUCACUGAGGGACAAUGCCAAGUUGAGGAUGAGACUGGCGCGAAGGUCGUCGCCAAAGCAGGCGAUGUCAUGCUUUUCACCAAGGGAUCGACCAUUUCAUUUUCAACGGACACCUACGCUCUGGCAUUUUUUUGCGACCAGAGGGCGAAGUUGUAA
Molecule: messenger RNA, 348 nt
Organism: Colletotrichum chrysophilum
Lineage: Eukaryota; Fungi; Ascomycota; Sordariomycetes; Glomerellales; Glomerellaceae
Exons: 2
Coding region: 1-348 (115 amino acids)
Source: RefSeq, a predicted model, not a curated record